Williopsis jadinii is the source of this 853-nucleotide messenger RNA. RefSeq names its product ubiquitin-protein transferase activating protein PEX22 (gene PEX22). The record is from RefSeq and is a predicted model, not a curated record. The transcript has a single exon. The coding region runs from base 31 to 543 and encodes 170 amino acids. NCBI's taxonomy places the organism in Eukaryota, Fungi, Ascomycota, Saccharomycetes, Phaffomycetales, Wickerhamomycetaceae.
UACACAGGGACUCACUGAACAUUGAAUCAAAUGCUUGAUAGAAGACAACGGAGAAACGCCUCCAUCAUCGGUGCUUUGGUGGUCCUUGGAGCAGGUGCGUACGCUCUGUACAGCUACUUAACCAGUGAAGGAGACGGAGAUGUGGAGGUUGUGAAUGACAAUGACAGCAGAAGGAAGUAUACGCAGAGGCCAAUCACGAUAAUACUCACGGAAUCGAUACUGUCGUCCAACCUACCGCUGAAUGAGAUCUUGAAGAAGACCUCCGAUGUCGUGCUCGUGGUUCCCCCGGACUUAUCAGUGGACGAGGAUCUACAGGAUGAGUUUGAGCCGGACGUGGAGUAUAAAGUGAUUGAAUGUGAGACGUACGAGGGAGUGUGGUCUGUUGUUAAGCACCUGAACGGAGAGAUCAUCUUUGUUGUUAAGGACGACCUGCCGAGUGAACUGCCAGACGGACUAGAGAGAUACGUUGGCGAGAUUGUGGAGCUUGACCAGAACUCUUCAGAGAUUAACGAAUCCAUACUGUCGUGCAUUGUCAACGAGUAAGCCGUCCUACUGUGUUAUGUUUCUAUGCUUUCCGAACACAACGCCCUCUGAGGUUUGUGAGGCACCUUUCAUGUAACCGUACUCCAGUGAGCUCCAUGCCGGGCCUUUGGAGAGAUGAGAAGGUUUCUUCGGGACCUUUGGAGGUGGCUGUCUUGUGCUCAACUUUGGGCCAAUCACAGGGAUUGAUGGUGACUUCUCGUGCACAUAUCUGGAUAGCGAAACUAUGGUUUGUAAUACACUUGCAAUAUCGCCUUCCUCGUACAGGUCCACUGUCUGGAACGUCUCGUCCUCUGGUAUGCCGUACGACUUC